UUAUUUCUUUUUUUCUAUUCUUUUCUGUGGUGAUAAUACUUGAAUCUUCAUCGAUAAUUAACCUUCGGUUGAUUGUUGAUUCUGUUUAAUUGUUGACACUCUUAUCUUGAUUACCUGUGAACAUCAUGUUAACAUCUUGAGAUUGUUCAAUGUAACUGUUGACUCUUUGUGUUCAAUUCUCACCAUGAAAUAAUUACAUUGAUUUUUUUCUUCAUCUUUAGCAAUCAAUUGAUUGGUAAUAAUGUUCCUCAAUGAUAAUUGGUCAAUCAUCUGUGUCUCGAUUGGUUAACGGUUGUUUUUCAAUGGAUUGGCAAUUAAAUCAGGGUGGUUUCAUUUGGAAUUGGAAUUGGAAUUGGAUGAUUUAGAAUCAAAGUUGACCAAAUUUGCCUAGAGGAUAACCUUUAUUAGGCCGUUGACAUUAAAAGUCCAUUGGUAGAUGAGAUUACCUGUUAUUAGGCAACUUUCUGGUCUUACCCUAGGAGUAGAUUAAAGUUAAUCUGGAUCAAUCUGGUCAAGACUAAUUCCAAAAAAAGUUGUUUAUUUUCCUGUUGCUAAUUAUCCACCGGUAUUAUUGCUGUUAAUUGGAUUUCGGGACUUUCCUCACGAUGCAGAAAAAAAAUUCCACAAGACAAUAUUUGCCUUUUUUUAGUUCGAUUUAUUUGGAGAAUUGAAUUAAAAAUAUGGUCAUUGAUCUGGUGAAUUCAUGGUCAAUGUUAAUUAUUAGAAUAAGUAAAUUACUCGGUACCAACAACCAAUACUUAUAAGUAAUUGGAAUUACUUCAUCAGUGAGUUGCCAAAUUUUCAUCCUGAAAAUGUAAUCUAAUAACUGUUACAAUGAUGGAGACGGCAGUUACAACUGGAUUGGUUAAUUUUCAAAACAAACAAAAUCAAAUCGCUUCAAGACCUUCACUCAUUUGUAACAAUUAAGAUCAUUAACAGAUAACAGCCGUUUAUAUACAACUCGUACAAUCAAGUGCUGGAUUUCACUCAACAAUCAACAAAUUGGAAACAAAGUAUUUCAUUUGCAGAUGCUAAUUGUGGAUUGCUAAUCAAACUCAAGAUCAACAAUAUUUCUUAAUCGAUACUCCCUUCUAUGCCGAUUUUGAACAAUUAGUGACAAUUUAACUAAUCUCAUAAUUGGAUCCAUUUAUUGAACAGAAACUCAUAUGAGUGUUUUCAUGUGUAUGCUUUUUAAAGAUGUUCCGAUGCGAUUUAAGUCGAUCGAUUUGGCGCAGAAAAAUUGAUCCAUUUCAACUUUUAAGCGAAUUACUUAUCACUCACCAAUUAUCCCCAAGAUGAUUAACAAACUCUCAUAACCAUAAUCAUUAAUCAUUCAUCACCUUAAUUCUUUUUUAAUUCAUCUUAUAUAGAAACUUAAUUGAUCAACAUUCUCAUUGUAAUUGUUACCGAAUUGUAUUCAACCUUAAAGAGUCGCGCCUUUUGAGCUUCUCUGUACAUCCUGAAGGGGAACAAACUGUUUGUUUGGAAACAAAGAAAAUUAAUUGAAAAGGAAUUUUUUUUCUUGACAAUUUUUCUACCCUAAUUAGUAAUGUUUUUAAUUCUAGUUUAAUUAGUUGAUUGAUUAACUUUGUUUUUCUAUUCUAAUCUAGUGAUGCUAAACUAGUCAGUCUUAUCCUGUGAACGUAUUUAUGACCUUAGAUUUUUGGUGAAAAUCUCUCUUUUUGUAACCAAGGUAAACAGCUUCUUCCAUUCAAAGUCCUAUUCGGAUCAUCUGUACAAUCACUUUCAAGUGUUUCUAUGUUUAUGUUUUAUCAACAAUCAAAAGGAACUUUAAUCAAAUUGUCAUCCUAAUUUUUCUCAAUAAUUAAUUGUUCUACUGUUGCGGUUAACUGCGAACUUACUUUAAAAUUUUCACCAAUUUCUAAAUCUUCUUUUUCUAAUUCUAUCUAUUUCUUUGCCUUUUUCUUUAGAAUUUUCUCAUUUUCUAUUUUCUAUCUCUCUGUAAAUCUCUUUCUUUCCCUUUCUAUUUUUCUUUCUUUCUUUUUGCUGCUUCUCUUUUCAUUCACAUUGUUCCAUUCAAAAUGAAUGCUCUAAGUUUAUAUGUAACCACAACUCGAAUGUUAUUCCAAGCAGAUAUCGAUGAUAGUGGAGCCUGGAAUGAUAUUAAUCGUUUGAUGUCCUACUUGCGACAAUCGUUAACCUGUUGUGUCUGUGGUAAUUUACUUUAUGUUCCCAUGUCAUCAACAGUCUCAUCCUGUCAACAUCAUGUCUGUAAAUCUUGUGUUGGAGGUAAAAUGAGACUUAAACCUUCCUGUUCUUGGUGUAAAGAUCAUUCAAAGUUUAUCGAAAAUAUUCAACUUCGAAUUCUUUUACAAUGUUAUAAACAAUUGGCUUCAUUUAUUUUAUCCUCAUCGAUUGUUGAUAAUUGGGGUUAUCUAGUAUGCGAAACAAAUCAAGCUUCAUACUCAUCGUUACCAAACAAUUUUAAUGGUCCAACCACAUUUAGACAAUUACUUGACGAAGGAUCCAAUUUCCAUGAUAAAUACACUUUUUCAGAGCCGCCGCCAUUACGAAGCUUCAAUCGUCAAACAAAUGGUCAUAACAAUAACAACACCAUCACCAACAACAACAGCAAUCAUCACAAUUAUAAUGCUCAACAUCCUGGACAACAACAAACCAACAACAACAACAAUAACAUCAACAACAAUGGCACCAAUAAUCAUCAUGGAAACGUUUCAAAUCAUUUACAAAUUAAUCUUAAUUCAUCAUCAUCAUCUUCCCAUCAUUCAUAUUCCCUUGCCGAUGGAGAAACCAGAAAUAGUAUCAAUGUUAAAACUGUGAAUAAUGUUAAAAGUUACAACAAUUUAAAUACUAAUGGUAAUCGAAUCAGCAGUAUCACCAGUAUUGGAAAUGGUAUUAAUAUUGUCGGUAAUUUACUUCCAUCGAUAACCCUUAGUGAGGCCAUUAACGGGGAUAACACGAAAACAGGUAUCAUACUUAAAGCGGGUUCAGCUCAAGCUUUUACUUUAAAUCGUAACAUAAUCAAAGCAGAUUCAACACAAUUAAAUAAAAUAUUAACCGGAACAUUAUCCAACAAUUCAGUGACCAACAACAACAGUAACAAUAAUAACACCAGUACAACCCUAACCAAUAACAAUAGUAAUCAAACACCAUCGGUAAAUCGUAAGGUUCGUAGAGGAUGUCGAUGUGGCCUGGCCACUCCGAAUCCUGGUAAAUUGACCUGUUGUGGUCAACGAUGUCCAUGUUAUGUUGAAAGUAAAGCUUGUAAUCAAUGUAAAUGUCGCGGUUGUCGUAAUCCAAAUAAGGUGUCCAAUUUAACGACAAUUAACAUAAUCUCAACUUCAUCUUCAACCGGUUCAAUGUUAACAUCAUCAUUAACAUCAUCGACACCAUCAACUUCAUCAAUAACAUCAACAUCCAAUAUAAUCACUCCAUUAAUCACUUCGACAACCUCAAACUCUCUGGCAACAUCAUCACUUACAUCAGCAUCUAAACAAACGGAAUCGGCUCUAAUUACAAUUCCAAGUUCGAUAGCUGCUAAUCUAUUUCAAAUUCCGAUAAUUGUUAAUAGCGACGGAGUAUUAAAAGAGGUUGGUGGUAACAAUCAAGUUCUCGUGACAACGGGAAACAUUGGAGAAGAAUCAACAACACUAAUCGACGAAGAUAAAAGUCCAAAUGAUUUCACCUUAAGUUCACAGAUAAUUUAAUUCAUCAAAAUUGAUCAAACCAACUAUAGAGAAAAAUCAAUUCCUAAUCCAUCUAAUUUUCAAUUUGUACAUAAAUUUGUGCACAAUUUAACUGAUUGUUAAUAAUUGUCAAAUAACCAAAAUCACAUCUCAUCCUAAAACCAUUGAUUAGACUCAUAAUUGAUUAUAUUUUGCUUCUGAAAACACAAUUACUUAAACACUUUCCAUUGUAUCAUGUAAAUGCAAUGUAAUCAUAUUAUUAUUUUACCAUCUAAAUGAUAAUCAAAUUAAGAUAAUUGACAAAACGAAAUGAAACCAAAUUAAAAAUUUUUCGAAUCCAAUACAAAUCA
Panonychus citri (citrus red mite) is the source of this 4018-nucleotide messenger RNA. RefSeq lists its product as uncharacterized. NCBI's taxonomy places the organism in Eukaryota, Metazoa, Arthropoda, Arachnida, Trombidiformes, Tetranychidae. The transcript is spliced from 2 exons. Gene Ontology annotation, molecular function: ubiquitin protein ligase activity. The record is from RefSeq and is a predicted model, not a curated record. The coding region runs from base 2043 to 3689 and encodes 548 amino acids. Gene Ontology annotation, cellular component: MSL complex.